AUGACAGAAGAAGGAGCUGGGAAAGAGCAGCAGUUCACCGCCGCUGAAGCUCUAAGGUUGGUAUCUGGUUAUUUCGACACCGAAUGGCCAGCAACCGACCUGGAGGAUGUGGAGUUGCAAAAAGUUACGGGCGGGUUUGUCAAUCGCUUGCACAUACUCAAGCGUACCAAUGCGAAUUCUACCAAUCGAGAGCCGUCCUCUGUACUCAUUCGACACUUCGGUCGUGGAGAGAAGAAAUCUCAUGAAGAGCCUCUUGCCAGCAAUACCACUCUGUCCGCAACGGAUCAGGCUGUCAUAUAUUACGAAAUGGGGCGGAGGGGAUGGGGGCCCUUGCUCUAUGGUGCAUUCCCUGGAGGAAGACUAGAGGAAUACCUCGACGCACAUCCGCUCACCGCUGCUGAAUCCUGCGAACCAUCGAUCAGAAGAGAUCUAGCGAGGAGUUAUGCGAGGCUCCACUCUCUACAACUUCCGUUCAAGAGGAGGAAUUUUGGCCUGGUGGUGGAUGACUUGAAGGCGGCUAUACUGAAACGAAGAGACUCAAGCGUCCGAAAGUUGAGAGCAUCUGCAGACCCCGAAUCGUUGGAGCUGGCCUCUCAACUGGAAAACAAUGCUUGGGAUCAAGAACUGGAAUGGGCUUCGAAUCUCUUCGAAAGACAUCAGUGCAAAGCUACACUCGCAGUGGGAGACGCCAACUAUCUCAAUGUCAUGGUGAAGAACUACGAAAGCGAAUGCCGAACAGUUCUGAUUGACUACGAGACGUGCACAUACAGCUAUCGCGGGAUCGACAUAGGAGGCCACUUCAAUGAACGUAUGUACUGCUGGAGUAACCCAGAGACCAACAUGACGGGUUACGAUGCUCCUGCAAGGGACGAACAACGACUCUUCUGCCAGUCUUAUCUCGAGGAGAUGCGAGCCCUGGGACAGAGCAUCGACUCGAUGGAUACGGAGGAGCAUUUGUUGCUGGAAGCCAGAAUCGGACAGAUGUGGCAGCUUUUGUUCUCAGUCAUGAUGGGUUUCGUCGCUGAUGAUCUCCCCAAUGACCCUGUGCUGCAUGCUGGGCUGGCGCACAUGCUGAACUAUUACUGUCGAUUGAAGCAAGAGUGGCUUGCAUGA
Messenger RNA from Zasmidium cellare ATCC 36951, 1113 nucleotides. RefSeq lists its product as uncharacterized. Gene Ontology annotation, molecular function: ethanolamine kinase activity; choline kinase activity. Gene Ontology annotation, biological process: CDP-choline pathway; phosphatidylethanolamine biosynthetic process. The transcript has a single exon. Bases 1 to 1113 code for a protein of 370 amino acids. NCBI's taxonomy places the organism in Eukaryota, Fungi, Ascomycota, Dothideomycetes, Mycosphaerellales, Mycosphaerellaceae. The record is from RefSeq and is a predicted model, not a curated record. Gene Ontology annotation, cellular component: cytoplasm.